This is a messenger RNA of Cygnus atratus (black swan), 3891 nucleotides long. RefSeq names its product riboflavin kinase-like. The record is from RefSeq and is a predicted model, not a curated record. Gene Ontology annotation, cellular component: mitochondrion. Gene Ontology annotation, biological process: riboflavin biosynthetic process; FMN biosynthetic process. The transcript has 4 exons. The coding region runs from base 54 to 515 and encodes 153 amino acids. Lineage: Eukaryota; Metazoa; Chordata; Aves; Anseriformes; Anatidae. Gene Ontology annotation, molecular function: riboflavin kinase activity.
GCUCAGCAGCGGUGCCGUCCUCGGCGAGGCGGCGGCGGGCGGGCGGUGCUGACAUGGGGCCGUUGCCGUUCGCGUGCCGCGGGGAGGUGGUGAGGGGCUUCGGCAGGGGCUCCCGCCAGCUGGGCGUCCCUACGGCUAACUUUUCUGAUCAAGUAGUCGAAAGCUUUCCAUCCGAUAUCCCUACUGGUGUAUACUAUGGAUGGGCCUCUGUUGGAAAUGGAGAUGUGCAUAAAAUGGUUUUGAGCAUAGGAUGGAAUCCUUUCUAUAAGAAUAUUAAGAAAUCAGUGGAAACUCACGUUAUCCAUAAUUUCAAAGAAGACUUUUAUGGAGAAAUUCUUAGUGUAGUCAUUAUUGGAUAUAUUCGAUCAGAAAAAAACUUUAACUCUUUAGAGGCACUCAUUUCAGCAAUUAAGGAAGACAUUGAAGAGGCAAAAAGACAACUAGAUUUACCAGAACAUCUUAAACUCAAAGACAAUUUCUUUCAUCUGCUAGAAGGGAAAAUAGUAAACCACUGAGAAAAACUUUUUUGUUUUUUCUCUCAUGGACCUCGUUUCUUUGCCUGGCCAUGUAUCAUUUGAUAUAUGACAUAGACCUGUACUAGGUCUUCAUGGGAUGAAGUUAAUUUUCUUUGUAACAGCUUGUAUUGUGCUGUGUUUUUGAUUUGUGACCUAACGCCCUAAAGUUUUAUCUGUUCCGGAACAGUGUUUGCACAGUGUCAAGGCCUUCUGUUUCUCACUCUGCCCCCCCAGUGCAUCCACUGGGGCUGCGCAAGAAUUCGGGAGGGGACACAACCAGUCAGAUGAUGCAAACUAACCAAAGAGAUAUUGCAUACCAUGCAGUGUUGUGCUUUACCAUAAAAUGGAGGGAGGGUGGAGAUUCAGGUAGGUUAGCCAUCUUUUGCUUGGGUACUGGCUGGACAUUGGCCUACCUGUGGGAGGCAGUGAGUGAUUAACUUCACAUCAUUUCAUUUCUUUUUCUUAUUCCACUUCUUUCCUUAUUAAAUUGUCUCGACCCAUGAAUUUUCUUGCUUUUGCUUCUCCUUUCCUCCUCCUCUUCGCACUUAACAGCAGUAGGUGGAAGUGAACGAGUGUCUGUGUGGUGCUUAGCUGCCUGUUGGGGUUAGCCCACAACUGCCUGUUUGGGUGAUUGUGAUCAGACCUGAACACUAAAACCACACAAGAUUUAAGUUUUCUUGUGUUGAAUGGUCACUGAACUAGUCAUGCAAAAGGAGAAGGCUAUUGUAGUAGGUCCUUAUAGAUAAAUUGUUAACCCAUUAUUAUAAGUCAUUUAGAGAUCUUAGCCCAUGUGGAGCAUGACCAGAGUUAAUUACCUCUACUGCCCCUAAGGUGUGAAGAGUUAAAAACAUCAAAGAAGAUUGUCAGUUUUCACAUAAAGAAUAUCACUCUAAAUUUAUUUCCCAAAUUUAUGUCUUUGUGUCUGGCUUUUAGCUAGCAGCUUCGAAAUACGUAAUAUUGAGACAAAUGUUGACCUCUUGUGCCUGAAGCCAUUGAUUCUGUAACAGUAACAAGAAUGAUUCACAAUUGCUCUUAUUUUUUGAUAUGCUAUAUAUCUGUCAUAGUUGAAAUUAUUUAUUGUAGCCUUAAUUGAAAUAGAGGAAGUCUUUCUGUUACUCACUGAGUUACUGGAAUAUGAAAUAAAAGCUUCUGCCUAGUUGAAUGUACAUGUGGCAAUGGAUGACACGCUUAGUUUUCUUCUGAGGAAGUGUUUCACUAAAGUUCAGAGAAUGAAUGACAGAUGGUUGAUUUAUGUCAAAGGUUUCAGGCUUAAAGGGUAAAGAACCAGUUUAACAAUAUUUCUAAGGCAGGGAAGGGAACCAAAGGCAACUGCAUUUUAGUUGCUGUCGGUAGCUACUUUAGAUAAGGAGAACUCUUGGAUUCAUUAUACUGACAGUGAUAGGGUGGGCUUAAAAGCUGAGGUUAGAAUGUAAGGCACAGGAAAGUCCCUUUAACCCUCUCUGUUAAGUGCAGGUAUAAUCCAAACUUUUCACUGUUGAUCAGUGAAAGUCUUUGGAGAUUCGUAGACUACUGUAUGAACGUUUCAGUAGGUACUCAGUACUUAUUACAAGUCAUGGUGGCCUUUCCCACUCUGAAAUGUUUGCACAAGCAAGUAAGUGCAGGGUAUGUUGUCAAAAUUGUCUGUAACUUGGAAAAAAUCUGUUAACACAUACACUUACUUUGAAGCGCACACUGUAUUUGGAAGCCUGUGCUUCUAGAUCUACUUCCCCCACUCUCUAGCACAACUUUCUGAAUUUCUUCCUUGUCCCACCUUACUUUGAUCCUGUAUUUCAUUCUAACAUUUCAGAGAGCUUGCAUGAAGUAGACUUAGGAAUUCUCUGCUAGAACCCUGUCAGCGUGCCAGGGUUCUAGUUCCACUUCAUAGUAUUUAAAUUUCAGCCAGUAUCCUGGGAUAUUUUGGAAAAGACCUUGAGCAAGUCAAGGAAUCUUUAUAGCUGUGUAGGACUUAAGCAGAAGCUUCAUCAUUAAAAGGAAUUGCUCAUCAGUCCUGCUCAUGGCAAGGUAGAAGGGACACACCUCCUGAGGGAGGAAAGAAUGAUUUCCAUAAAAGCACUUACUGCAAUAAACAAAGCAGCAUUCAGGCCUAUGUUGCUAAGGUUGUUUAUAAAUUUAACUCUCCAAAGACACUGACAAUUUUGUCUUAGCUGUUGCCUGGACGUUUUCAGCGCACUUUAACCUUCUUAGGAGGAAAACAUUAAAAAAAAAAAUCUGCUGUCAGAAAUGCUUUUCUUAUUAAAAAAAAGAAAAACAAACAACAACAUAGAUUUACUGUAUUGCAUGUUGGAAAUCUCUACAAGAAUUGUCUUGAAAGUGAUAGUUGUUUUGUGUUUUUUUUUUCCACUUUAAAAUAGAGAUGUGAUGGGGGAGAAUUUUUUUUCCACAUAUAGGAAGAAAUUUUUGAGUUCGUAACAAUGCCAAGGUCUUAUUUUACGUUUUACGUUCUGCAGGAACAAAUAGUAGCCAUGCUAAUCAGUGAAAUGUGUUGUCAAGAACAUAAAGAAUAAAUCUUUUUUCACUGUAGUAUUAUAGCUAAGCUCAUAGCUGCCUUUAAUUUACUUUUUUUUUGCCACUGAUUUUUUGUGUUUAUGGUGGAAACCGUGGUGCCUUAAGCUGGUUGUCUUAGUAACACUAUUCUGUAAGUGAUAAUGAGUGCUACUGUACAAAAUUCAUUUCAUCAUUUGCUUUCAGAGAGCAGUCCCAAAAGGAAAGUUUGAGAAACUUAAGUUGCUCGCAGCUCUCACUUAAAGUAUGAAGAAUGUUAACAGUAAACUAGUGAACUGGUCUUUGCACAUUUGUCUUCGUGUUAGAGAAAAUGUAAUUGCAUUCAUUUGGUUGAAUAUAUAUAUCCAUGCAUUAUUUAAGAUCAAAUGUUGUAUUCCUGUUCAAUACAUGAUCUCCAAUACUGUAUAUACCUUAUGAAGGGUUAUAUUUUUCCACUGUGUGCAAAAAACUAUUUAAAUUUAUGUUGUAGCACUGUACUAUUAAUAAAAGAAUGUAAUUAAGAAUCUUGUAAUGCUGCUUAUCACAGAUGUUCUGAUUGAUUGUAUUGUGAUGCAAAUCAUUUCUGCAUAUUCUUUAGCAUAUACUGAAAGAGGUGCUGCAGAGCUCUUUCAUUAUGCUCCUUAAACUUCUUCCAGGGUCAAGGGGGGAAAAAUGUUCAUCUUGCUUAUAGGCUUGCUGCUACAAUAUUUAUGUUUGAGAUGUUUGCGGUUUUUAUAUAUAAGGUAAUACACGAGCACCAAGUGAAACAUAAGGAUCACUGAAAUUGUUGGAGUUCAAGCAAUACAAGUAUUUCUGUAGCUUCAAAUACUUUUUUUUUUAAUAAAGCCUUUUUUUUUCCUGCAUUUUAAAUUGA